UCACUCAACAUCUCUCCUCAUGUCAUAUCGAUGACUCACGCUUACGGUGCAACGGAUGUUGGACCUGGUAGCCAUAUGCACAGCAAGAAACAUGCGAAGUGGAGUAUGUUAGGGUCUCUGCAUUUGCGAACAUUGUCGAAGAGCGAAAAAAGUGAACAAAGUUGCUCCGCAGGUAACAAGUUCAACUUGCAGGCGGAGAUGGGACUAGAGAGCACACAGCCCUGUCUUGAACACUUUGCGCGCGAUUGGGCAACUGAAGAGGAUGAAGAGAUCGAGCACAAGAGCGCUCAUAGGGAGGGGAAAGACUUGUGAGUUAGGCGCCAUGCGCGUGCAGUUUGAGACGGCAAGGAUAGAGGCUUCGAGCUCGUGCAUAAGAUAGUGAUUGAAUGUUCGCAUGACAAAACCCUGUAAUAUGCGUAUUGAUAGAUGAUAUAUAUGUCUUC
Messenger RNA from Postia placenta MAD-698-R-SB12, 443 nucleotides. RefSeq lists its product as hypothetical. The annotation marks the transcript as partial. The transcript has 3 exons. Lineage: Eukaryota; Fungi; Basidiomycota; Agaricomycetes; Polyporales; Adustoporiaceae. The record is from RefSeq and is a predicted model, not a curated record.